Messenger RNA from Platichthys flesus (European flounder), 2296 nucleotides. Its product is annotated as basement membrane-specific heparan sulfate proteoglycan core protein-like. The record is from RefSeq and is a predicted model, not a curated record. Gene Ontology annotation, cellular component: plasma membrane; axon. NCBI's taxonomy places the organism in Eukaryota, Metazoa, Chordata, Actinopteri, Pleuronectiformes, Pleuronectidae. Gene Ontology annotation, molecular function: cell-cell adhesion mediator activity. Bases 84 to 1226 code for a protein of 380 amino acids. Gene Ontology annotation, biological process: axon guidance; homophilic cell-cell adhesion; dendrite self-avoidance. The transcript has 8 exons.
AGAGAGAGAGAGAGAGAGAGGGAGAGGGAGAGAGAGAAAGAGGUUUAACUGUGGGGAGAAAGUGAGGUUGUUCUCUGUUCAUCAUGGAUUUAUCACCUGGGGCUCUGAUCCUCUGCUCACUGUUAUGUUCAGUUGCUGGCCAGGCUCCUGUCGUCACAGUGGAGCCCCGGGUUGCCACAAUACGCCAGGGGGAGUCUGUCAGCUUCAGGUGCCAGGUGGGGAGCGGGGCACAGCCAGUCCAACUGGAGUGGAGGAGACUCAAUAACCAAGCGCUACCAGACAAUGCUAAGGUCGGUCCGGAUUCCUCUGUGCUGACUGUUGCUAACUCCCGAGCUGCUAACCAGGGCCAGUACCGAUGUGUGGCAGCCAACUCCGCAGGCCGCGGCGUCGCCACAGCCGUGCUGAACGUCAAACACGCUCCUAAAGUGCGGCUGACACCCACUGGGCCCCUGCAUGUCAGGAUUGGUGACCCUGUGUCAAUUGGGUGUCGUGCCACAGGCAGGCCAUGCCCCAAGCUGAAGUGGAUACGCCAAGGCUCCACCCUGCAGCUGGUGACCGCGGAAGCAGAUAAUGUCAACACCAUACAGUGGGCUGCGGUGCGUCCAGAGGACUCAGGAGUUUAUAUUUGCCAGGCUGAGAACAACGAAGGGGUGACAGAGAUCAAAGUUGAGGUCAUUGUUCAGGGGGGGCCGGGAUCACCAGUGGCCACAGUGAGCACCACAGAGAUGACGGUGGUGGAGGGACACACAGUCACAAUGGAGUGUCAGGCCAGUGGUUCCCCUCCUCCUGUCAUCACCUGGUCCAAGCUCCGAGCUCCGUUGCCAUGGAAACACACACUGGCUGGGGGGGUUUUGACGCUCACCAGCGUGGGGCGCCAAGACUCAGGACAAUACAUCUGCAACGCGACCAACAUCCAUGGCUACAGUCAGGCGUACACGCAGAUGGAGGUGGACACUCCUCCGUAUGCCACCUCCCUGCCUGACCAGGUGAGACUCCAGCCGGGGGACCCCCUGCGCCUGCAGUGCCUCGCCCACGGCUCUCACCCCAUGCAGUUUGUGUGGAGCAGGGAGGGCCGGGCCAGCCUUCCCCCGGGAGCAGUGGCCACAAAGGAUGGAAAUCUGCUGAUGGCCCACGUUAAACUGAGCGACGGCGGAACAUACAAAUGUGAGGUUACCAACCACAUCGGCUCCAGUGAAGCACUGGCCAAGGUCAUCGUAAAGGCUUAAUCCCCUACGGUCAAAUUGCCUGAUUCACAAACCAUCAAUUCAUUGCAAUUUCUACAUCCCUGGAUCCAUCACAUUGGAAAUGGUUUGAACACAGAAAUAUAUUUAUCGAUUCUGACACUUUGAUGAAUGAAGGUUGAAGACAGCAACACGGUUUAGACGUUUGGUAUUAUUGUGCAUAUCAGUUAAUUUUUUUUGUUUAUAAAAAAGGGAUGCUGUUGCCUUUGCUGCCUCUGCCACAUAUCAGUGAGCUUUUCUUUGGAAGCCUGUGUUGAUGUCAGACAUGCCAGUGUCUGUGGGAGUGUUUCUGCUGGAAUGCCCCCCCCCCCCCCCCCAUCCGUGCGUCUCCUUUCAUGGCAUCUGCUGAGUUUAUGAGGUUUCACUGUUCAAAUUUGAAAGGAGGCCCCAAGACAUACAAAAAUCUGAUAUAAUAGGAAAAUGUCUUUAUUGUGCCACUGAAUGCUAAAUCAAUUAAGUUGGAAAUAAUUUAUGAAACUGUUGUUUACAGUGUAUCCAAGUUAGGGGCUGUAAAUAAAAAUUAUUAAAGUAAGUCUUUAAAGGAAUGUCACCGGCACUCAAAUCUGUUUACUUAACUGCAAGUCUUCCCUUGCAAUUAGGUAAAUAAUUAUUAUGUUUUUAUCUGAAUGUGUUUUUUCUGUCGAUCACCACGAAACUUGGUAGAAAGAAGCGUUGGGGUUCAGGGAAGAACCAAUUACAUUUUGGUGUGGAUCUGGAUCAGGGGACGGAUCCAGCUAUUAUCAUUUCACUUUAUUUAAACACAAUUUCUCAGAGAACAAUUCAUGGAUCUUGAUAAAAUCUUGAUCUGGCAUAUUUAGGUGACUAUGAUCCAAUUUGGUGCAUAUUUGAUAACAAAUCCAGUGAAUUUAAAUUUGGUUUCAUAGGGGGACUAUUGGUCUCUUUGUAAUAUUCUAGUUACAAUGUACAGUGUGCACACCACUCAAUGCUAAACAUAAACGUUAUAUUAUAUAUAUCAUAUUGUAUUGGUAAAAUUGCUGUGACCCAUCAGGCUUAUUUUAAUUUAACCAUGUAAAUAAAUAACAAAAUCACUUGGA